UGUGAUCUUUUUCGACGUUUCGUGGUAGACUGAUAUUAACUUCAUCUUCAGAAAGUCACCAAUUCGUAGUUGACAUUUUUGGGGUUUUUUUAUAGGAAUUUUGUUCUUUUUCAAAUUGGUGACUUUGAGAGUGAAACAAAUUUUUUAAAAAGGGAAAACAAAAAAGAUUUUGAUGUGAUGUGGAUAAUCGUCGGCUUUGAUGUGAUAGAAUCUGCCGUCGUCGUGACGUGCGAUUCGACUCGCUGAGAUGGCUUCAUCACCAAGCGACAACAACAAAAACAUUUCCUUCCGGAUAGUCUCGUUCGCCAGAAAAUCGUCUGCUAGUGCCGGUUGACAAGCAAUUCACGACCCGUUAAACUCGAGUGGAGUAUCAAAGCUACAAGAUUAACGUGACGGCCACAAAAAUUGCGCAUCAAAAAAUGAAAGGCUGGUUCGAUGCGUUUCGCCACGACGGUGGACCAACACUUUACGACCGCGCCAACCGGACGGCCGUGACUGGCGAUUAUUCCACCAUCACAUUUUGCGUCAUCUUCAUCACUCUCUUUGUGGCCUUCCUCAUCAUUUUGCCCGGCAUUCGUAAAGAGCGCUUUACCACAUUCACGAGCGUCACCAUCAGCCUGUUUGUCGGUGCCGUCAUACUCGUGAGCAGUAACGGUUGCGGAUGGCACACAGCAGAAGAACAAAUAAUAAGCAGUUAUCGAGCCUUCUCGAGCGAAAAAAUUGUCGCCAGACUGGGCAUUCACAUCGGAUUCAAUCAUGUCAAUGUCACCCUCCGCUCUUCGGGCGUGUUCAAUAUGAGCGACCGUAUCGAUUACAACGAACGAUUCGGCUGGAAAGGCCCAGACGAUAUGGUCGAAGGAUACGAGGCUGCAUUACGAAAAGGUUUACCGUAUCCAAUAUUAACGGUGGCCGAAUACCUCAGCUUGAACGACGAAGGUUUCGGAUGGGGAAGAACUUACCGCAAAGCCGGUUACUACAGCUGCAUCGCCUUGUGGGCGGCAUUUGCUGCGUGGCUUUUGAUGAACAUCAUGUUGGUCACCGUACCCGUUUACGGAGGCUACAUGAUGCUCUGCACUGGCGGCCUUAUGCUGUUAACCAAUCUACUGUACUACAUGAACAUCCCAAGUCGGCCGCUCGUCAUCCGCUUCGAAGACUCCAUCAUCAGUUUCAGCUUCGGUUGGAGCUUCUGGCUCGUCCUUGCCGCAGGGUUAGUUGUCUCAAUUUUCGGAUUGGUCAUCACCUUAGUGGAAAUAGCCUUCCCGCACAAAUUCUCAACCGUCAUCGAACUGGAUUAUGACACGCCCUACGACCGUCACAUCAUCAUCGAGGAAAGUCGCGACACCAAAGUUGGGAAAAGACGAUCGAGAUUCGAAGAGCCAAUCAGCAAUUUCGGAUCGAGAAUCUUCCGCCGCUUCUCCAAACGUCUCAACGGCGGAAUGGACGGCCCCAACAACGACACCAAAUUCGGUUUAGAUAACCCAUCCAUGGAACUUGACCCACCGAAAUCACCGUGGAGGUACCCGCACCGAACGUUCAGCAAUGGCCCGACGAGACCAACAUCGCGAUCCGAAUCUCGAAAAUCGACGAAAUCAGUCGGAUUCCGCGACGUCAACGUCUACGGCAACACGUUACAUCCAUCGAGCGCUGCCUUAGGGCCGUCGUUAGACACAUCAGAAGUGGAAACGAUUCCAGAUGUCCACAUGACGCCAGAGCCACCUAUUAUCAAAACAUCUAUAGCAGAACCGGCUUGGGAAUCGGAUCCUUCAUCGUCCAGUGAAGAUGAAGGUGAAGAAAUCGAGCGGGUGCAGAACAUUCCAAUUACGACGAUCAAUUUCCGGACGUCGGCGUCGCGGCAAAAUUCACACGAAUCGCGUUUCAGCCGGAACAGUUCGUUGCGGCAAUCGCAAAGAGACGCGCUCGAAGAUUGGGACGAACCAGAGCGGCCGGAGCGGACGAGUAUCGUCAGCAUCAUCAAAUCGGCUCUUCACAUGGGUCCAUCGUCGGCCAGCGGUUCAGCCCCGUCCACCUCGACGACAGGCAGCUCAGGUGCUUCGACACCAAUGAGACGGAUAUCAAAUGAAGAAGCCGAUGCCAUCCAUCUGGAUAGGACGGGCAGCUACAUGCAACGAUCUGCAUUAGCCACCGUUUCGGCCAAAAUCAGUGCAGCGGCUGAGGCCGAUCGUUCCAGACAUUCUAGCAACGAUGACGUUCAUCGUGUAGAUUUGUGGUAAACGUACCCUCGAGGUUUCUGCAACCCAAACCCUCCCUGCCUUCCUAAUUGAAAA
Daphnia carinata is the source of this 2285-nucleotide messenger RNA. RefSeq lists its product as uncharacterized. Gene Ontology annotation, cellular component: endoplasmic reticulum membrane. Lineage: Eukaryota; Metazoa; Arthropoda; Branchiopoda; Diplostraca; Daphniidae. Bases 420 to 2231 code for a protein of 603 amino acids. Gene Ontology annotation, biological process: protein transport. The transcript has 8 exons. The record is from RefSeq and is a predicted model, not a curated record.